CGCCUCAAAAUUUCACUCUAAGCUCUAGCCACAAAUUAAAAAUUAAGGGAAAAACCCAGAAAAUUCAAAUAAAAGUCUGAAUUGAAGUUUUUCCGAACAAAAAUUAAAACAAUGUUGCCUUCUUCAUCAUGCUGUACAUCAUCAACUCCUGCAUUCAGAUUCAAAAACCAACCUUUCUUUCUUCAUUCUACAGCCUUUUCUGCUCCUUUUAGACUUUGUCACUCAGGGAGCAAAUACCAAAUUAGUAGGAGGGGUAUUGCUUUUAGAGGAAUUGUAGCUACUGGGAUUGCAGCCAUGGAUUCAGCUUCUCUUGCUACUAAACCUGCUCAAGGGUUGGAAGUAUUGCCAUACAAGAUAGAAGGAUACAACUUUUGGACAUGGCGAGGUCACAAAAUACAUUAUGUGGAGCAAGGAGAGGGCACCCCAAUUGUUCUUGUUCAUGGCUUUGGCGCUUCUGCGUUUCAUUGGAGAUACAACAUACCUGAGUUGGCUAAAAAGUACAAGGUUUAUGCAAUAGAUUUGCUUGGGUUCGGAUGGAGUGAGAAAGCACUCGUCGAGUAUGAUGCUGUUAUCUGGAGAGACCAAGUGAUUGAUUUUCUCAAAGAAAUAGUCAAGGAACCUGCUAUUAUGGUAGGAAACAGCCUAGGAGGGUUUACUGUACUGGCAUCAGCAGCUAGUUUGCCUGAAAAAGUUGCCGGAGUUGUACUUCUAAACUCUGCUGGACAGUUUGGAGAUCCAAAUGCCCAACCCGAAGAACCUAAGCAGGAGAAUAUCUUGGAGAAGAUCGUUAUAAAACCUGUUAAAGAAAUUUUUCAGCGUGUUUUUCUUGGAUUCUUAUUCUGGCAGGCAAAACAACCUGCUCGCGUAACAUCAGUGCUUAAAAGUGUGUACGUAAAUAGCUCCAACGUGGAUGACUACCUCGUGGAAUCCAUAACCCAACCAGCAGCAGAUCCUAAAGCAGGAGAGGUUUAUUUCAGAUUGAUGUCGCGCUUCAUGUCAAACCAGAGGAAGUACACACUUGACAGCCUAUUAAGCAAACUAUCUUGCCCAUUGUUACUGAUAUGGGGCGACCUCGACCCGUGGGUAGGCCCGAAUAAGGCCAAGCAGAUCAAGGAAUUCUAUCCAAGUACAACUGUUGUAAAUCUUCAAGCUGGACAUUGUCCUCAUGAUGAAGUUCCUGAGCUCGUCAACACAGCUUUAUUGGAUUGGUUGUCGAAUUUAAACCUCGAAAAAUUACCGUUACCAACCUCUGUAAAUGUGUCGUGAUAAACUAGUAUGUACAUUUGUAUCAACUCUCAAGUGUAAGUAUACUGUAAAUUUUAACAAUAUUUUUUGUACUGGGUAGAAUAGCAUUAUACAUCAAUAAAAAAAAGUUAAAAAAAGUUA
Spinacia oleracea (spinach) is the source of this 1386-nucleotide messenger RNA. RefSeq names its product pheophytinase, chloroplastic. Gene Ontology annotation, molecular function: catalytic activity. NCBI's taxonomy places the organism in Eukaryota, Viridiplantae, Streptophyta, Magnoliopsida, Caryophyllales, Amaranthaceae. The transcript has 7 exons. Bases 112 to 1266 code for a protein of 384 amino acids. Gene Ontology annotation, cellular component: chloroplast. The record is from RefSeq and is a predicted model, not a curated record.